Molecule: messenger RNA, 1042 nt
Organism: Lottia gigantea (owl limpet)
Lineage: Eukaryota; Metazoa; Mollusca; Gastropoda; Lottiidae
Exons: 6
Coding region: 134-595 (153 amino acids)
Source: RefSeq, a predicted model, not a curated record
CAAUAUUUAAAAAAUUUUCGUGCACUACAUAACUAAAUCACAUGUAAAUAUUAAAGAUAAGCAGUGUUAUAUAAACCCAAGAUUGAUGACAGUACACCCAUAUCAGUCUUUGUAGUUGGAAAAUCAAGUCAAAAUGUGGUCUGUACAGGUUUUAGUGGUAGCUGUUGUAGUAUCGGUCUGUACAGCUCACUUGUGCAUGUUAUCGCCACCUCAAAGAGGAUCUCUUGUUGGUUUCAAUAAAAAAGGAGCUGAUGACUGUUUCUUGAUAAAAGGACCAUGUGGUAAAAGACCUAUUUCUUCAAACCCUAUCUUGUUAAGAGGAAACCAAAAUUUUACUGUAGUAUUCCAAAAAAAUUUAGAUCAUUGGGCCCAAGCCACUCCGGGUAUGUUUACCAUCUCAUUUGGUCCAGUAGAUCAGACAAAUGUAAUUGCUACUAUACCUGAUAUGGGCGAACCGUCUUUAACCCUGUAUGCUAUCAACAUCACCAUUCCCACUCUCACAACUGGUUCUUAUGUAAUACAGACACAGUAUGUGACAAAGAAUCCACAGGCACCACCAACUUUCUACCAAUGUGGAGAUGUGACGUUGGUGUAAGAUAUCACUAACUUCAACAAAAUACUCAUACUGCAACAAUCAUUGAAAACAUGAACACCAGGCCAUGUGGAUCCCCAGCCCGUCAAAUCUGGCCCUAGCCGUUCCUCAGACGUGGUAUUAGGAUGGUAUAUAGGUCUAAACGGAACGAUAUCCCAUCAGUAUAUCACGUCCGAGAAACGUUUAGGGCCCCAAAUCACAAACUAACGCUUUGAUAUUCUUUUCAUUUUAUUUACCAUAUAGAUUCAUUGUAGUCGAUUGUUAUUUAAUUUACAAGUAACAUCUCAUUUAAAUUUCCGAUUAACCGGCUACGACUCAUGUAUUUUAUUUUGUGCUCUAUUGAAAUACAAUUGCUGUAGAUGUACAUUCAGAUAUUAAUAGCUUACAAGUAUUUUGCUAUUGAAUUGUGAAAAUAAUUAUGAAUUAAAUACUCACCUAGUGCUAAGCUAC